AUGUUGAAAUGGCUGGAACUGGCAAUUAAAGAAGACCACAUAAGGGAAAUCGAUUACAAAGAUUUUCGUGAUAAACAGCCUAUUGCGCGAGGUGCAUCUAGUGAGAUUUCAAGGGCAUAUUGGUCAAGUGCUGAGAAGACAGUUGCUUUAAAAGCACUUAUUGAUAAUCCCGCCUGUGGAAGUGGUGAAUCAUUUGAGAGUUUUGUUAAAGAGCUUAAAUUUACUAGACAUUUAAAUUUUUGCGAUCAUAUUAUUCGAUUUUAUGGUGUCAGUUGUGAUCCUUCAGAACAGUCCUGUUUGAAUGCGCUCAAAAAGCCUACAAAGAAUCGUUCAAAUUCUCCCAACAACAUUGGUACUCCAAUUACACCACCACUAGGCCAGAUGAAUGCUAAUAUAGCAAAGAUGUCUAUAAAUGAUCCAAAUCGAUUGAAUGCAAAUUAUAACAACAAUAUCCAUCGUCAGCCUGGACAACCAGGAUGUGCUUCAAAUGCAAAUCAAUUGAAUAAUUUUGUACAGGGUAAUAAUCAAGUCAAUCCUCAAUUACAAAGAUCUCCAAUACUAGCUAAUAAUUCUCCACAGAAAAUUGGUCAAAAUCCAAUACCAGCCAACAAUCCUCUACAAAACGUUGGUCAAAAUCAAAUACCAGCUAACAAUCCUCCACAAAACAUUGGUCAAAAUCCAAUGCCACUUAAUAUUCCUCGAAACAUUCACCAAAAUCCAAUGCUAGCUAACAAUUCUCCACAGAAUAUUGGUCAAAACCCAAUGCCAGCUAACAAUUCUCCACAGAAUAUUGGUCAAAACCCAAUGCCAGCUAACAAGUCUCCACAAAACAUUGGUCAAAAUCCAAUACCACCUAAUAUUCCUCGAAACGUUCAUCAAAAUCCAAUGCCAGCUAACAAUUCUCCACAGAACAUUGGUCAAAACCCAAUGCCAGCUAACAAUUCUCCACAGAACAUUGGUCAAAACCCAAUGCCAGUUAAUAUUCCUGGUAAUUAUCCUGCUCAGAAUUUUAUUGUCCCAAAUCAAACACCGGUUAAUGGUCAUGGUCAUAACUUUGCUGGACAAGUUAAUCAUAAUAACUUUGUCAGUCAAAAUCAAAUGCAAGUCAAUCCCGGUCAAAACUUUGUUGAUCAAAAAUUUCAAAUUCCAGCUAAUCAUCCUAGUAAAAAUCAUUUACCGAACGUUGUUCAAAACCAACCUUCUCAUCUUACUCAACAACAACUACCUGUUAAUAACCUUGAUCAUAACGCUAUUAAUGCUCGGCAACAAUUUCAUGGUAAUAACGUUAAACCAAAUAGCUUUCCACCAUCAAAUCAAAAUCCUAUUGGUCAGAUUCCUACACAAUCUGCACCAGUUCCGCAUGCUAUUAAUCAGCAAUUCAUUCCUGGAAUUAAUCAACAAUUUCUUGGUCAAAACAUGAGAGCUUCACCAAAUAAUGCAAAUAAUUUUCGUCCAGGUUCAGGCGGAAAUCCCCAAAAUAUAAAUAGACAAGGGAUGAACCCUCAACUUCAACAAAAUCCACCAGUCCAGCCAUUUACUCAACCUAUUCCAAACAUUCCUUCUCAAAAUAUUACUCCAAACAUUGCUUCAAAUGGUGCACCAAAUUUUAUUCCAAACUCUGGCGGACAAGUCGCAUCUGGUUUUCAACACCAUCAAUUUAAUAACCAAACUCCCAAUAUUGCUUCAAAUCCUUCUGUACAAAUGCAACAACCGUUAAAUUCAAAUUUUAGUGGACCGCAAGAUGCCUCCCCACUUUCAAGUGGGGAAAAGACUCAAUUCCAAAAUUCUAAUGGUCCUACAACUCCUUCUAGAAAAUCAACAGAACCACUUCCUGCACAAGAUCAAACGAGGCCAAUUCCUCAUAAAGCGCUUUCCGAUUCUAGUGCCUAUCUUACUACCAAUAUUUUCGAUGAAUGCCCACUAAUAAACCAAUGUCAAAAUGUCAUGGAAGAAUAUGAAAAUAAAUAUAGAAAUGAAUUAGGUUAUGAAAAACCUACAAAAUGUCACGCCGGUUAUCACGCUGGAUUUGGAGAUACAGAAGGUUUACGUCAUCAUUUCAAUUAUGGUGCAAAACCUAAUGGAUUUUCUCGUUUUUUAACAGUAAGAGAUCGUCUUGUAAUAAUUGCAGCAAAAUAUUGUAGUAGAAGAAAAAUGAUAGAAAUAUUUAAAGUUUUAAAAGAAUUUAAAGCAGAUUUUAAAUAUUCUAAUAAUAAUCAAAAGAAUGCAUUACAUUGUUUAUUCGAAAAUAUCUCUUUAACAAGAGAUCUUAAAGAUCAUAAAGCAUUAGAAAAAUUUCAUAGAUAUAUUAAUGAAGCAAUAGUAUUUUUGGUAGAUAACGGAUGUAAUAUUAAUUCUACUGAUAAUAGUAAUCAUACAAUAUUAUCUUAUUAUUUAUGUGAUAAAUUUAGACAUAAAGAGUACGCUCCAAUUAUUCUUAUGUUACUAAAAAAAGGAGCAAAUCCAAAUAUCCGAGUCACAAUGCCACAACAAUAUAAUGCUCCCAAUGCAUUAUUUUUGGCUAUUAAGAUGGGUUGGCCAAUCGAGAUUCUUGAUGCACUAUUGAAUUCUGGUGCAAGGGGUGACAUAAAAGAUGAUAAUAAAGAAAAUAUAUUGGUAUUGGCAGCUAGAGAGAAACAACCUUCUACAAUUGAUUGGAUAUUAGAGAAAAUUCCUGAAGCUAGUACUGGAGAUAGUAUAGAAGCCGCCAUGAAGCUUUCAGAUAGAAAAGAUAGGAAUAAACUUUCUAAAUGGAAAGGAUCUUCAGGAGAGAUUAGAAGGCGAUUAGUUCAAGAAAAUUUAGAACUUAAAAAACAGUUAAGAACAGAAACUGAAAAUAUAAAGGAAAUUAAUUAUGAAAGUGAUUCUGAUUAA
Messenger RNA from Scutellospora calospora, 2871 nucleotides. The record is from the annotation of a GenBank genome assembly. Lineage: Eukaryota; Fungi; Glomeromycota; Glomeromycetes; Diversisporales; Gigasporaceae.